CAUCGACCUGCACACUUCGAUCUAUCCAUUGGCCCCUGCUUUCGUGGUCCGGCUUGGGCCUAGCUUGCUGAUCGAUUUCUCCGGCAGAGGGAACGCUGAACGUUCGCCAGCAGUAUCGCUUGCUUCCUUCGGUGCCCAGUCUAGUUCGGUAUAAAUGGGCCGUCAUCCCGCGUCUCAUACGGCCUCGCGCUCCCUGACUCUGAGCGUACGACAGCUUCUAAGAUGCUCUCCUUGUCUCUGCUGCUUGGCUUGCUGUUGCCUGCACUCUCCUCGGGAAACCCCGCGCGGCGUAGCAUGCAAGUGCAGGAGUCGCGACCGAGCCCCCCGUCGGGGUAUACGCUCACGGGACCAGCCAACCCUGAUACCGUCCUCACUUUCCGCCUUGCCCUCACCCAGAGUGACUAUGACGGGCUCAUCGACGCCUUAUACGACGUCAGCAUGCCUUCGAGCGCAAACUAUGGCGAAUGGCUCAGUAAGGAGGGCGUACAAACGUACAUGGCGCCGACAAUUGAGAGUAUUUCUGCCGUCAAUGCGUGGCUGAGCGAGAACGGACUGCAAUCAAAAGUCAUAUCUGCGGCUGGCGACUGGCUCUCGGUUCCGAUGCCCGUCAGCACGGCCAAUGACUUGCUCGGCGCGGACUUUUCCAUCUUCACCCACUCUGCGUCGGGGAAGCAGGCUGUGCGAACACUUGCCUAUUCUAUCCCUACCGACCUAACGGAUCACCUUGCUUUGGUGCACCCCACGGUAUCGUUCCCGAACCCGUACGGUUACAUGCCUAUCACGAAUUUCUCCUCGUCCGGCCUCACUGGCACUCGGGAUGGCCACACGGGUCCGUGUGACGUCAACUCAAUCACUCCAGCAUGUCUGCAGUGGUUGUAUAGCAUCCCGACGACUCCUGCAACGAGUAAGGAUAAUGUCUUGGCUGUGACAGGUUACGUCGAGCAAUGGCCAUCAGAGGCGGAUCUCUCCGCUUUUUUGGCCGAAUAUCGCCCGGAUAUCGAUUCUGCUACGAGUUGGACGCUCAUAACGCUUGACAAUGGCUCGGAUCCACAGGGUCAAUAUGAUGCAGGACUCGAAUCGAACCUUGACACGCAAUACACAAUCGGUCUUGCUACGGACGUGCCUGUCACGUUCAUCUCUGUCGGUGCAAAUGACGAUCCCACGGAUGACGAGUUCGCACAGACGCUACUCGAUACGGCAUUAUACGUGCUUGCACUGCCAUUUCCUCCGCAGGUGAUGACUACGAGCUAUGGCGACGACGAAGAGUACAUCUCUCAGACUCUGGCAAUCUCUCUGUGUGCCAUCUACGCAGGAUUGAGCGCGCGUGGCGUCUCAGUUUUGUUUGCCUCCGGCGACGGCGGGGUCUCUGGUUUGCACUUCCAAGAGUGUACGACGUUCUUGCCGACAUUCCCCUCCGGCUGCCCAUAUCUCACUUCGGUCGGCGGAACAGUCAAUAUCCCCGAAGAGGCCGUCUACUUCUCUAGUGGAGGGUUCUCGACGUUCUUCGACCGACCAUUUUACCAAGAAGCUGCGGUCUCCGAGUAUCUGGCAUAUCUUGGCGACACCAAUGCGGGGCUGUACAACCCGAGCGGACGUGCAUUCCCUGACGUCGCAGCGUACUCCGUCGCCUUCGAUAUCAUCAUCGAUGGCUUCGAAACCGGUGUGGACGGAACCAGUUGCUCGAGCCCUACUUUUGCGAGCGUUAUCUCACUGCUCAACGACGAACUCAUCGCAGCCGGCCGGCCAGUGUUAGGUUUCUUGAACCCGUGGCUGUAUUCAUCGGCUGCAUCAGCGCUGAGUGAUAUUACGGUUGGGAACAACUAUGCCUGCUCGGACUUCACCACAGGCUUCAAUGCCACGACGGGUUGGGAUGCUGUGACCGGACUGGGCACGCCGAACUAUGCCAAGCUGAAGGCGAUAUUGGGCUUAUAAUACUUUCUGGGGCUUCGGACUCUUUUGUGACG
Molecule: messenger RNA, 1964 nt
Organism: Rhodofomes roseus
Lineage: Eukaryota; Fungi; Basidiomycota; Agaricomycetes; Polyporales; Fomitopsidaceae
Product: family S53 protease
Exons: 8
Coding region: 223-1932 (569 amino acids)
Biological process (GO): proteolysis
Molecular function (GO): serine-type endopeptidase activity; tripeptidyl-peptidase activity
Source: RefSeq, a predicted model, not a curated record